GCGGCAGGUGGCGGCGUGGCGCUGGUGUGAGAGAGUAAGUGGCGCCACCUGACACACUGGCGCCUCUCACACCCUCACUCUCACACCAUGUCAGUUGUCUAGUGAUCAUUAUAGGGUGAGGUUACGUCACCUCCCUUCUCCCUGACUGACUGGAAGCUCCGGCUCUCCCUAGUGUCUUAACCAGCUCUCACUUCCCACUCGGUUAUUGAUGCCGCCUUAUAAUAUACAGAAGCGAGAUUCAGUGAAGCUUCAGAACGUUACCGAAAUGGAGGCGGAAGGUCUACGAAGUAAUCUCUCCCACCAGGAGUUGAUAACAGAGGUUGAAGUCAGAGUGCAAGUCAGGCCCAUUGGUACUUCAGCAGUUCCUACUGGAUGUUAUAGUGUUACUAGAGUACAAUGGGUCACCGUUGCUAUACUGUGUUUCGUCAACCUCAUCAACUAUAUGGACAGAUUUACAAUAGCAGGUACAGUUUGUGAAAUAGAACACCACGGUGAACAAUUUCACCAAGACAUUUAUAUAGAGAUAUAUCAGGAAAACCUGCCUGUCAGUUUGAUGGGUUGACAGCUACUGCUGGACACUACUGCAGGAGAACGAUACUGAACAUAAGUGAUAGUCUGGAAAUUGUAAUGUGUAUGUGUGUGUGAUUAAGUCGGAAUAAACAGAAAGAUGAACGC
This is a messenger RNA of Cherax quadricarinatus, 675 nucleotides long. The record is from RefSeq and is a predicted model, not a curated record. Lineage: Eukaryota; Metazoa; Arthropoda; Malacostraca; Decapoda; Parastacidae.